AUGAUUGUUGGGCCUGCUAAAACACCCUAUGAAGAUGGUCUGUUCAUUUUCGAUGUCCAAUUACCAAAUGAUUACCCUUCGUCCCCACCAAGAUUCCACUAUAUUUCUUACUGUACCGACCGUCUCAACCCCAAUCUCUAUGAAGAUGGAAAAGUGUGUGUGAGUUUACUGGGUACUUGGUCUGGCAAGGGUAAUGAGAUGUGGACACAGGAAUCUAAUCUACUCCAAGUACUUGUUUCCAUCCAAGGAUUAAUUCUUGUGGGCGAACCCUAUUACAAUGAAGCUGGAUAUGAGAAGCAGAGGGGGACCCAACAGGGUAUUGAGAACAGCCGAAUGUACAAUGAAAUGGCCAUUGUCAAACUUGUACAAGCAAUGACGAACAUGACACGAAAAUUACCGCCAGUAUUUACACAAGAGGUACAAGAGCAUUUGCUUCUAAAUGGGCCCAAGAUGAUUACCAGGCUACAGAAAUGGUUAGAACUUUCUGAUAAAGUAUCACUCUUAGAGGGAAGUUCUCUUCCUGUCCAGCUUGAAGACAAUUUAUCAGGGAAGGAAGAAUCUGCUUCCACCGAAAUCACUGCCCCACCAGACAGUGUCAUCAAUGAGUGUGAUGUUGCCUCGGCAGGAAAACAACACUCACCAUCAUCAGAAGAGACCUCACAACAACCAAACCAACAACAGACAACGGCAACUGCCACCUCGACUCCCGAGGUGACUUCAGAACUUCAUUCUUGUCCUGCCUCAUCUGCGUCUCUUGUUCCCGACUCUGAUUCUUGUGCACAUCCAGACUUCCCCCUCCUUCCAGCAUCUCGGGGAUUUUGUUUGUCUUUGAAGAAACACUUGGAAGUAUUUCAGAGUGUACUAGCAACCUUAGAGAAGAAAGUCCAGUGA
This is a messenger RNA of Acanthosepion pharaonis, 891 nucleotides long. Lineage: Eukaryota; Metazoa; Mollusca; Cephalopoda; Sepiida; Sepiidae. The record is from the annotation of a GenBank genome assembly.